Nematocida parisii ERTm1 is the source of this 1152-nucleotide messenger RNA. RefSeq lists its product as uncharacterized. The record is from RefSeq and is a predicted model, not a curated record. Lineage: Eukaryota; Fungi; Microsporidia. The transcript has a single exon. Bases 1 to 909 code for a protein of 302 amino acids.
AUGAAAUUCAUGAAGAUAAGAUUAGCGAUAGCUGUAGGAGUAUUUAUACACACAAUCAUAGCUACUACUUUUACAAAAGGUGAAGUACCGUCUGAAAAAUCUGAAAACUUAAUCGUAUUAUCUAAAGAAGAUUUCAAAUACUUAAUAGAAAUGCCUGCGGGAAAGAGUGAAGAGCCCAAAGAAAAUAUAGCUGCUGCCAAUCCAGCAGAGAAGAAGGAUGGGGAGAAUAAGGAUGGAGAGAAGAAGGAUGGAGAGAAGAAGGAUGAGGAUGAUAAAAAUACAGGAGUAAAGUAUUAUGACUAUGCUGAGUUUGGUAUUAAUCUAGGAGUAUCUAACUCUGAAUUAGUCAAUAGUAGAAAUGACAAAGGAAAUAUUUUGAAAAUUUUUGUGGACAAGGUUACAAUAACUGAACAAUGUACAUUUAAGCUGCACUUCUUAAAGGAUGGAAAAACACAAGAAGACUGUUUAAAAAAUGCUAAUGAAUCAAAUGGACACACAAUAAUUGGUGAGAUUGACCUGGAUAAAGCAACUGAGUUUUUAAAUUCAGCUAAGAGUAGUGAAGAAUCAGUAUCUGCAGUUACUCUAAAAUUAAGAAUUAAGCAUUCUGACUUAGAAGAGUUAAAGAAGAAGUAUGAAGCAAAGAGUAUAGGAAAGGAGUAUUAUAUUCAUGCCACCAACAUAAAUACACCUCAAGCUGCAAACAAGAAUGAUCCUAUUCAAAUGAAAUCCUGCAUAGGAGGACUAUACAGUAGUAUGUACACAACAGAGGAUAUAAUUAAUGAAAUCAAAAGCAAAGACUCAGAAGAGGAAGGAUUCUUUGCAGCAAACUGGAAGGGAAUUUUAAUAGGAUCUGUUGUUGUAAUUGGUAUUUGUGUUAUUGUUGGUGUUUUUGUCAGCAGAAACAAGUAAUAGGAAGUUAAUUAAGCAUUCCUUGCCCUGUUUUAGGCUGUUUACAAUGCUGAUUCUUUGGUUUUUAUUUAUGUGUUUAUAGUACAUGUAUUAUACUCUUAAAUAAGACUGUGUUUAAUGCGCUUUCUGUUUAAUAAAGCAUAUUACAUUACAUGCACUAAAAUAACAUCUGUGCCAAAAACAGUGUACACCCGCUAGAAUAGUUAAUAAGCAGGAAGUUACAAAAUAACACAGUUAAUAAAU